Molecule: messenger RNA, 585 nt
Organism: Triticum urartu
Lineage: Eukaryota; Viridiplantae; Streptophyta; Magnoliopsida; Poales; Poaceae
Product: very-long-chain (3R)-3-hydroxyacyl-CoA dehydratase PASTICCINO 2A-like
Biological process (GO): sphingolipid biosynthetic process; very long-chain fatty acid biosynthetic process; fatty acid elongation
Cellular component (GO): endoplasmic reticulum membrane
Molecular function (GO): 3-hydroxyacyl-CoA dehydratase activity
Source: RefSeq, a predicted model, not a curated record
AUGGGGGCAUUGAAGACCACACCUCCAGUGUUUGGCCUUGAAGGGUUCGAGCUGUCGAAGUGCCUGUGGAAGGUGGAGGCGGCUUUAAAUAGCUCCUCCAUCCUUCCCGAUCACUGUACCAUCCUCGACACAGCUUUCACCCAGUAUCAGUCCAUCGAGGCUGGGAUUCUGGAGGCGUCCUCGGUCCAGUUAAAGGCUUUGAGACUGCAGACCAGGACACAUAUCCUUGUGAGCUCCUUGGUCAUCAGCUGGUCCAUCACCGAGAUUAUUAGGUACUCCUUCUUUGGCAUGAAAGAGUUGUUCGGAUCUGCCCCGUCGUUGCUUCUAUGGCUUCGAACCUGUAUGUUCCUAGUCAUGUACCCAGUUGGCAUCAACAGCGAGGUUGGCUCGAUAUACAUUGCCUUGCAGUUCAUCAAGGCAUGGGAGAAGUACCGCAUCAGAAUGCCCAACAAAUGGAACUAUUCAUUUGAUUACUUCUACGCAUCAAUCCUGGUACUCCUAGUCUAUGUUCCAGGAAGCCCACAUAUGUACACCUACAUGCUUGGGCAGCGCAAGAAGGCGCUUGCAAAAUCAAAGAUCGCGUAA